Messenger RNA from Talaromyces stipitatus ATCC 10500, 390 nucleotides. RefSeq lists its product as uncharacterized. The record is from RefSeq and is a predicted model, not a curated record. NCBI's taxonomy places the organism in Eukaryota, Fungi, Ascomycota, Eurotiomycetes, Eurotiales, Trichocomaceae. The transcript has 2 exons. Bases 1 to 390 code for a protein of 129 amino acids.
AUGAGAGGGAUCGUUGACAUCAAAUUAGAGAUCUACCAACAUGAUGUCCGAAAUCUAGACAUUCAUCCACGAAGCGUGAUAGUGCAAAAUAUUGAUUCUACUAGUCCAGAUAUUGUUAUCGUCGACUUCGGCGUUAGUGUCAUCGGUAGAUCUUAUAAUCCUGAAGGGGGCUUGGAGGGAGCAGGCGAAAUUACCAGGGACAUAUAUAAGCCCACGUGUUCGUUCGGGGAUGAAAAACGAGAGACACCAUUUCCUUUUGGACUUCAAAGAGUGGAUCACUUGGAACUGGAACGCCUGGCUAGUAGCUACAGCGCGAGUUGUUCCAACAACAUAUGUAUGGCCUCUGGGAUGUGGAUACAUUUUGUACCACACCACUGCAAUAGCGAAUGA